CCGCAAAGCAGAUGUCGAUAACACAAGCGUUCACAAAUGCCACACAGUAUGAGAAGAGUUCAAGAAGAUGGAAAGAAAUAACUGAUGCUAUUUGUUAUUACAUCGCAAAGGAUAUGACUCCCUUGGCUACAGUGGAGCGAAGCGGGUUUAAACACCUCGUUAAAACUCUCGACAGAAAAUACACUGUGCCAUCGCGAUCACAUUUUUCUACAACUGCGCUGCCAGACAUGUACAAGACAUGUUGUAAAAAUGUAGCUGCUGAACUGAAAAAUGUUCAACACUUUGCAGCCACAUCUGAUCUCUGGUCAAGUAGGACAAUGGACCCAUUCUUGAGCCUUACUUUGCACUACAUUGACGACGAUUGGAAGCUGCACCAGAGAUGCCUUGAGACGGCAUAUUUUCCAGCCGAUCACACGGCAGAUAUGAUUGCGCAAGGUCUGAAAGAUAUGCUUUCUGAAUGGGACCUCGCGGAAGAAAAACUUUCAGCCAUUACGACAGACAACGAAGCAGAGAUGAGCAGCUAUUUGGUGUCCCCCAUGCUGGAUAGUGAGGCAAAUCCACUGGACUGGUGGAGGAAGCAUCAUGUACACUUUCCCACUCUAAUUAAGGUGGCAAAAAGUAUCUCUGCAUACCAGCUACUAGCUCCCCAUCAGAGCGGGUUUUUUAGUUCGGGCGGAAACAUUGUUACAUGCCUCAGGUCCUGCCUGAAACCUGAAAAGGUUAACAUGCUCGUGUUUCUUAGUAAGAACUUAGAGUAAAUUCAUGUUCAUAUAGUGAC
Messenger RNA from Erpetoichthys calabaricus (reedfish), 778 nucleotides. Its product is annotated as E3 SUMO-protein ligase ZBED1-like. The coding region runs from base 12 to 758 and encodes 248 amino acids. Lineage: Eukaryota; Metazoa; Chordata; Cladistia; Polypteriformes; Polypteridae. The record is from RefSeq and is a predicted model, not a curated record. The transcript is spliced from 2 exons. Gene Ontology annotation, molecular function: protein dimerization activity.